UCUCUCUCUGCAAAGCAGCCGGCGCACUUGUUCGCCACAGUCCCUCGACUCUCACACUCUUCUUCCUCCUCCUGCCUCUGACAGGAAGAUGGUACCGUGCACAGAGCGUCCUGCACGCGAACCCAAGGCGUCACUCAUCGACUCGCUGCGGGACUUUUAAACUCACCAUGCCGUGUUACGCCAGGUUUCUCUUUUUACUUUUGUGUUUGAUCCUCCUCGGGGAGUGCAGGAAGCACAAAAGUAGGAAAAAGCGGUGGUCCGCGCCGGUGGAGACUCACAAGCCAGGCACUCCUCUGUCAAAGAAGGUUGCAGAUGGAACCAAAACCCGAAAGGUGAAGACCAGCCACCUUCUUCGCAUAGAUGAGCAUGACUUCACCAUGAGGCCCGCCUUUGCAGGUCCAGCUGUCCCUGUUGGAGUGGAUGUUCAGGUGGAGAGCUUGGACAGCAUAUCAGAGGUAGACAUGGACUUCACCAUGACCCUGUAUCUGAGGCACUACUGGAAGGACGAGCGACUGGCCUUCCCCAGCGCCACCAACAAGAGCAUGACCUUUGACGGGCGCCUGGUGAAGAAGAUCUGGGUGCCUGAUGUGUUUUUUGUGCACUCCAAGAGGUCUUUCAUCCAUGAUACCACCACUGACAACAUCAUGCUGCGGGUCUUCCCCGACGGUCAUGUCCUGUACAGCCUGAGGGUUACAGUCACUGCUGCGUGCAACAUGGAUUUCAGUCGUUUCCCAUUGGACUCGCAGACAUGCACACUGGAGCUGGAGAGCUAUGCUUACACAGAUGAAGACCUGAUGCUGUAUUGGAAAAGCGGUGAUGAGUCCCUGAGCACAGAUGACAGGAUUUCUCUGUCUCAGUUCCUCAUCCAGAAGUUUCACACUACCUCCAGACUGGCUUUCUACAGCAGCACAGGCUGGUACAACCGUCUGUACAUCAACUUCACUCUGCGGCGGCACAUCUUCUUUUUCCUGCUGCAGACCUACUUCCCAGCUACUCUUAUGGUCAUGCUGUCCUGGGUGUCCUUCUGGAUCGACCGCAGGGCCGUCCCUGCUAGAGUCUCAUUAGGUAUAACCACAGUACUCACCAUGUCUACCAUCAUCACUGGAGUCAAUGCUUCCAUGCCCAGGGUCUCCUACAUCAAAGCUGUGGACAUUUACCUCUGGGUCAGUUUUGUCUUUGUAUUCCUGUCUGUGCUUGAAUACGCUGCCGUCAACUACCUGACAACGGUGAGGGAUGGUAAAGACCGCAAGCUCAGAGAAAAAGUCAGGGAACAGUCCCAGACACUCCCCUGCACCUGCGGCAUGUCCCACACCAGGACCAUGAUGCUGGAUGGAACAUACAGUGAGGCGGACGCCAACAGCCUGGCCGGCUACACAAGGGCCUCCAUGGCGACUGAGGAUGCGUCAGAAAAACAGGAACGAAUGGUGGUGCAUCUCUCCCUGGACAACGAGCCCACAGGGACCAAAAAGAAGGGCAUCCGCGGCUUCCGGAUUAUCCAGAACACCCACGCCAUUGACACCUACUCUCGCAUGAUCUUCCCUGGCGCUUAUAUCCUGUUUAACCUGAUCUACUGGUGUGUGUACUGCUGAGUGUGUGCAUUUUAGCCUAAACUGUAGCAGUGAAAGAAAAAAAAACUGCUAAAUCUUUUCACUGACCUGAGAAGAGAGAUACAGUUUUUUCCAUCCUGCAUCUGCAUGUAGGGCUGGACCAAGUUUGGCAGGAUAACUAAAGAAUAUCAGAUGCUUCUGGGUGUGAAUAUCUCCAAAUCUGGUUCACAUUUCACAGCGGGACUGGACCACUUAUACAGCUUCUCCUCCUUGACAUAAUUGUAUCACAAGCUCAUAUUCACCCCGAUCAUACUCCAGCAACCUCAUGGGGCUGGUUGCACAAGUUUUGCUUCCAGACUAGUCUAAUGCCAGUUGUACAAAAAUAAAAAGACAGGUUUUAAGCCUAAGAAGGUAUCCACCAUACCCAAGGCUAUGGCAACAAUAUCAGUGUUGACUCAGCAGCUCUGCCUAGUAAUAAAAGGCCCACCCCAAAACAGAGGUGAUUGCCUACCAGAUAUCAUGAUUUUUUUAUGCUUUUGUAGUCAACCUCUUGUUUUUUGAAAAUGAUUUUGAUAUCAUUGUUGUGUUAAAGGGGACCUAUUAUGCUUUUCCUUAUUUUGCUAGCUCGUGAUGGGUUACUUCAUAUGGUCAUCUGCUUCAGGCACGCUACUGUUAACAGUAACAGUGUUAACAUUACCUUGUCUACACUGCUACAUGUAGCUAUAUGCUAACAUCAGGAAUGUUGUACAUUCUCCCUGAUUUCAGAUCAUAUUCCUGCUGGAAUAUGUCCUGGAGCUUUGGAAGUUUUGUUGGUGAUUCUUCACAGUAGAAAGUGCCGUUAUAUGCUGUUACAGUGAUUCCCGGCUGAAGUACACUGCUACAUAUAGCUACAUGCUAAUGUCACGAAACAUGUAAUUUUGGUUGCCCCUAUUUUGGUACAUAUUCCUAUUGGAACAUGUCCAGUUUUUGAAAUUUUGAUUUAGAAGCUUUAACUGGUGAUUUUGGUAGAAAGUGCCAUUCUACUUUUGUUACACUGACACUGAUUCUCCGGCUGCAGAUACACUGCUACAUGUAGCUAUAUGCAGACGUCAAAGAAAAAUGUAAUCUUGGUUGCCGCUGUUGUUAAUUUCUCCUCAAUUUUGGAUCAUUUUCACAGCAGAGACCAUGGAUGUAUAAAAAGAACUGGAUACAGCAUUGGAGGCAGGGUCCUGUUUAUUCCUAUGGAAUUUGAUCAGUGGUGUGUCAUGCCAAACACAGCAUGAAAAUACCCAGAUCUUCUGCAGCUAGGGGCCAAGUGAGACUUCUACCUGCUGAGCGACUAACUUCUGGUUUAGUGCUCCACUAACUUUAAUGGGUGUAAAACAAUUAAAUCGUGUGGCUCAUGUAGACUUACAAAAUGUAAUUGGACUGACUGGAUGACUUCCUAAUAGUGAAACAAGUCAUUUGGCUAUGGUUGCGGAGCGCAAAAAAAUGUAUCCACUGAUUUACAUGUCUCUUUCCUGAUGUAAACAGUGUUUACCUGGGGGCUUGGCAGAGAUGUCAAGACAUGGAAGACCCAGAAAUGUUGACCAAUCAGAGUAAUUUGGGCUUUUUUAGGAGGUGAACUUAAAGAGACAGGCACUAUAAUGAAUUGUUUCAAACAGAGGGUGAAUACAGGUGUUCCUGCAUACACAGUAUGAGGAAAACAGUCAGCUCAUUGGAUUUUUCAGCUCAUUGAUGACGGUUUCUACUACCAUCAUGACUCCGCGGCGGAUCCGCAACCUUUGCUGAUGGUGUUGAAGCCCUCCUUGGCGAUGGCCUGGGCCAGGACUGGCCUGUUUUUUUUUACACAUUAAAGCAUGUAAACAUGUCCCAGUAGAAACCAAAAAUACAAGUAUAAACCUGAACAUGAGCAUAAAAGGUCCCUAUUAACUUCAGCGUUAACACUAUUUUCCCAUGCCUUUCCACUGAAAUAUGUUUCUCAGCUACACUCAUCACUGAAGUUUUAGUUUAAUGUUUUUGUAACAUUUUUAUGAUGUGAAGAAAUUUGCUGAUUUAAGAGUUCUUCUUUCUGUAAGUCUUACAACAUCCUGUACAGCUGCGCCCAUCUCAUCCACACUGGCUGCCGCUGUUUUUCAUGAUUGUAUCUAGGUAGCUAGCUAUGUAGGAAGAUUCCCAUUCUUAAUCCCACCCACAGAACUCAGAAUGAGCAAUUGUUUCGUCAACAGGGUAAACAGCUGUCAAUGAGCACAACACUAGAUCUAUUUGUUUUGCCAAAAACAAAAGAGAAGUGGGCGGUAAUUCACAGUUCUGGAACAAUGCUACAUUGAUCUUCACAGCAAGCUGAACACAAGCCAUGGACGUCUUGCCACCUUAUAAAGUUGGUUUUGGCUAACAGCUGCCUAUUUACAUAUCCAGCAGAAAUGGAGCAACAUCAUUCAUGUGGUUUUUGGCAACACAGCGUAUGCUUUAAUCUCUUUUUAUUUCUGAAAAAGGAGAAAAAUAUCUGUUUCAUGAAGUGUUAUGAAUACAUUGAUUGGCAGAGCUUUCAGAUUGUUAAGAAAGCUUUGCACAUCUAAAGAACUUAUAUAUCCAUCUGAAGUUGGACUCUCAGAUCUGAGCCAUAUUCAAAUCUUUGUGCAACCAGCCCCCGCCCAGACUUCCCUAAAUACCACUCUCUCCUCUGAAGCUCUCUAUCUUCAUGAUCAAACUGUCAAACUAAUAAGAGCAGAUAAUUUGGCUGCUAUUGCCUCUGUAACCUUUGGAUCUGACUGAGUCACAUAACUAAAUGUGUCCAGAGCAGAUGGCUAAUGAGGCAGUAAGUGAGCUAAAUACCAGGCUUUCUUCCCUUAAUGGCGCUCCUACUACAGCGACAGCAUUUCAGUUAAAGUGACAGUAAAUGCUGCUGCCCUGUAUUACUCAUGGACUACUGCAUUAACCAGACUGAAGCAACCCAUAAAGCCUGGACUAAACAGGAUGAUGCUACUGUAUGGGUUUCAAAGCACCACACACCAUUGUUGCUGAGCAAAGUCUUUAUUUAUUUAUGUAUUUAAAGUUCAUUCACUGGGAUUUUAAUUUAUUUUGAUUUAUUUGACUUCUUCAUUUAUUUAUUUUUAGUGCAGCAAUGGAUCCAUGUGCCAUUAUACCUUAAGUUGGCAAAGAUGCACGAAACAGGGCUUGUACAGAAACUGCUUGAUGCAUGCUGCAGAUACUGUAUCUUUCUAGACGUAUAUUUCUCAGAAAGGACUUAACAACAUGGAAAGCUUUAUCAGUGAUGUAACCAACUUGAACCGCCUUAAGUGAACAUUUUUUUAUACACCAACAGGAUUUAAUGGCUGAAUCUUUUUUUCAUUUGUUUGUUUCAGUACUGUGAGUGACUGCAUAGUUAUUUUUGGGUCUCUCAAAGCAGAAUUGCAUCCAUUCCAGCAUUUAAUCAUGGUGGUAAAUAGUAGCUAAGCUACAGUAGAAGCUAUUCCUCCGCUGGCUAUGCUGUGAUGUGUGAUUUCAAUCAUCACAAGUGCUGCAAUUUCAUUCCACAAUACUGGUUUACAAGUUAGUGUCGUAAAAGCAGAUUCUACCUUUAAAAAUGUCCACUUUUUAAAGGAAUAGUUUGACAUUUUGGGAAAUGAGCUUAUUGACUUUGCUAAGAGUUAGAUGAGAAAAUAUAUUAUCAGUUUCAUGUAUUUACAUUAUAUACUGCCUUCAAAGGGGUCGUAUUUACUGUGUUAACAACAAGAGUCCAUAAGAUCACUCCUCUCUUGUAGUAUUCACAACCUCGGAAGUGGAAAUCAAAGCUCAGAGUUCACAAAUUGUGACAUGUUUGCUUACAUUUUCAGAAAUGGCAGAGGCCAUGGCAGUUCAUUUUUCCGUGGAUGGUAUGUUAAUAUAUGUUUUUGUAUGAGGAAAAUGUUAAUACUCCUAAUGGCCUCAUCUAGUCAUGGUUGUGUAUAGACACUGGAUUCAGCGUUGGAGGUUCAUUCCUAUGAAAAGUUGCUCAAUGGUGCAUGAAGCCAAAAAAGUUUGCACUACCCAGCUCAUAGAACAAGCACAAUAGUGGCUAACUUCUAAUUUAGCCCUCCACUAAUUUCAGUCAGUAUAUACGAUUUAAUUGUACAGCUCUUCUAGACUUCUAGAAAUGUUAUUAGACCAAAUGGAUCAAAUCCCGCUAGUGAAACAAGUCAUGCCACAAGGGUAGUGAUGCUCAGAAAAAUGUAUCCUCUGAUUUACAGAUGUCUCUUUAACAAUGUCUGAUGCCCAAUGUGUAUCAUACCGUCGUAAAAAGAUGCCUGUGUAUGUCAGUAUGUGACGCCAAAAUCAUCAACAAAGCAGCUGUAUUUGACAAGUUAGGUGUAAUAAAAAAAUGGAUGCAGUGUUGGAGGCAGUUCAUUUCUAUGUAAGCUACUCAGUGGUGCAUGAAGCCAAAAAAGCUUGUCUUCCCGGGUAUAAAAUUAUCCAGAUCUGCUGCAUCCUGGAACCAAUAGUGCAAGCUCACUGGAGACGAUUUAGUGCUCCUCGUACUGGGAUUGGGAUAAGAUUAUUUAAUUGUGCAGCUCUUAUAGACUUUCAAAAUGUUAUCAGACUGAAAUGAUUAAAUCCUAAAAGUGAAACAAACAAGUCAUUUUGCGUGGGUAAUAGCGCUCAAAAAAUGUAUCCACUGAUUUACAGACAUCUCUUUCACAGUGGAAGUCAAUGGGAAAAAGUCUUUUGGGCCCAAAAGCAUCAUGUAACAGUCCCAGAAGUUGUAGUUACACAAUUUGGCCACUAUAAAAAUAAGCUUCAAAGCCUGGCACACUUCCUGUGGGCCUGUAUCUUUUUCUUUGUCAAUCUGCCUUUGCAUCCUGCAUAGUUUUUCCUGCUUUCUAACUUGCUAAAUUGUUAGCCUCGGUGUCUUUGAGACGCCAAUGUUGUCAUUGCCCCCAAAUCCUGUCUUGCGCGCCUUGCUCUCCGCUUGCUCUGCGCCCUACCCCACGGUGGGCGCCGCGAAAAUCGCGCUCUGUGUGAAAGAAGAUGUGUGCUUGAGAAAGAAAAAUGGAAGAGACAGCCUGUCCAUCUGGUUUAAUUGAUUUAAUUCAGCUUGACAUUGUGUUCAUAUGCUGCUUCUGUUUGUGAGGGGGGGUUUCUUUAAUUAGUUUUACCCUAACCAAUCAGAAGUGAACCAGCCAAGGAAAGCAGAGAACAACAGCAGAGCUAUUAGACUUGGCAAACAAAUGUGAGGUUAUUCACAGGUCAAGAACCGAGCUAGGCUGACUGUGUCCCCCUGCUUCCAGUCUUUGUUGCCAAGCUGGUCUAAUCACCUCUUGGCUCUGUAGCUCUAUUGCACAGAUAUGAGAGGCAUAUUGAUCUUCUCAUCGAACUAUCAGCAAGACAGAGAAAAGGGACAUUUCGAAAAAUGUCAAACUGCUCUUUAAAAGCCAAGGUCUCACCCUUAUUUAUUAUCUUUUCUGUAACUAGUAAUGCGCUUUAGCUUCUUGGCAGCAAUCAUUUGCCAAAAUUAAAUGUGAUUUUUGUUUAUUUAUUUGUUUUAAUGGUGCAUAUCAUUUGGAAUGAAACAUGAUUACAGCAAGUCGGAUGGUUUCUCACAACAAAACCAAAACAAGAAAGACAAGCACGCUUGCAGAUCCAUCAGCUUCCAAACCAACAUCACUUCUACCUUCAUCUUCAGAAAAUGUUCAGAAUGUAAUGCUUUCAGAGCAAAUUUCAUAAAUAAAGA
Molecule: messenger RNA, 7236 nt
Organism: Epinephelus fuscoguttatus (brown-marbled grouper)
Lineage: Eukaryota; Metazoa; Chordata; Actinopteri; Perciformes; Serranidae
Product: gamma-aminobutyric acid receptor subunit rho-2-like
Exons: 9
Coding region: 168-1589 (473 amino acids)
Biological process (GO): signal transduction; monoatomic ion transmembrane transport; nervous system process
Cellular component (GO): neuron projection; GABA-A receptor complex; synapse
Molecular function (GO): neurotransmitter receptor activity; extracellular ligand-gated monoatomic ion channel activity; GABA-A receptor activity
Source: RefSeq, a predicted model, not a curated record